Salvia miltiorrhiza (redroot sage) is the source of this 1032-nucleotide messenger RNA. Its product is annotated as 2-C-methyl-D-erythritol 2,4-cyclodiphosphate synthase, chloroplastic. Gene Ontology annotation, molecular function: 2-C-methyl-D-erythritol 2,4-cyclodiphosphate synthase activity. The record is from RefSeq and is a predicted model, not a curated record. Gene Ontology annotation, biological process: terpenoid biosynthetic process. Lineage: Eukaryota; Viridiplantae; Streptophyta; Magnoliopsida; Lamiales; Lamiaceae.
UGCCACGUGGCGCCACGAGCUGCCCCAGCACACAUCAUAAUAUCGAACGAGCUCCUCAAAAUUCCCACUUACAACGGCUCAUUCACCUUCCAAACCAGCAGCCAGAACCACACGCGCCGCCGCACGCGCCCACGAAUUCUCCGAUAUGGCUAUGGCUGGUUCCCUCUGCUACGCCGGCCCGCUUCCCAUCAAGACCUCCUCAAAGCAACCCACCGUGCGAUCACCCGGAGCGGGGCCGUGCGCAGCGCGAAACUUGCAGCUUCCCUCGUUGAAAUUCGCGGCGAGACCGUCUUCCUCGACGGUGGUGGCGGCCGCCGCGAGCACGGUGGGAGCAGAGACUCAGUCCGGAGCUGCAACUCCGGCGAAGGUUCUGCCUUUCCGCGUCGGCCACGGAUUUGACCUUCAUCGGCUCGAGCCGGGGUAUCCCCUCAUUAUCGGCGGCAUCAAUAUUCCUCAUGAUCGAGGCUGCGAAGCUCACUCCGACGGUGAUGUAUUGCUGCACUGUGUUGUUGAUGCAAUAUUGGGGGCGCUUGGGCUCCCAGAUAUAGGGCAGAUAUUUCCAGACACAGAUCCUAAGUGGAAAGGCGCAGCAUCUUGUGUUUUUGUGGAGGAGGCAGUUCGGCUAAUGCACGAGGCAGGCUACGAACUUGGCAACUUAGAUGCCACAUUGAUUCUCCAAAGACCAAAACUGAGCCCUCACAAGGAGACUAUGCGGGCGAAUCUAUGCAAGCUACUUGGCGCGGACCCUUCCGUUGUGAACCUCAAGGCUAAAACUCAUGAGAAGGUGGACAGUCUCGGGGAGAACCGGAGCAUCGCAGCGCAUACAGUUGUUCUCCUUUUUAGGAAGUGAUACAUGCUUUGGCUUUUAAUUGAAACACAUACAUGUAUUGAUGGUAUGGUAUUUACAUCAAUAGCUUCUCAAAAUGAAGUAUUUUCUUAUAGAUGCAAGUCAGUUGUAUAGUUUCUGCAACUGAUGAACUGAAACAAUCGAUGGUUUUGAAGUAUGAACAUGAUAUAUUGCAAAUCUGCAAA